Molecule: messenger RNA, 1086 nt
Organism: Plasmodium gonderi
Lineage: Eukaryota; Apicomplexa; Aconoidasida; Haemosporida; Plasmodiidae
Product: variable surface protein
Exons: 3
Coding region: 1-1086 (361 amino acids)
Source: RefSeq, a predicted model, not a curated record
AUGGUUUCUGAAUCGAUGGAAACUUUUAGCGAAAGUGAUUUUCCUUCAGCUAAAUAUUAUCAAAGAUUUAAUGCAGGCAUUAGGGCUGCACAAAGAAUAUCUAACUUUUGUGACGAUAGGUCUCUUUCCCCAAUUAAAAAUGAGAAUGUUAAGGCAUUUUGCUCAUUACUUAUAAAUUAUUUAAAACAUAAUUACAACUUGUAUAAUGAAGAUAAUUAUAAAUUAUAUCAUUGCAAUCUUUUAAAUUUCUGGUUAUAUGAAAAAUUAGACAAUAAAUUUACAAGCUUAGAUAUACACGUUAAUUCUAUUUACUCCAUAUUCCUGAAAAUAUUGCAAAAAGUUUUUUCUGUUGAUUUUUUAAAAUUUCCUUACUACUGUCCUUUUAAUGAUAAUAUUGCAAAGUACGAUGAUUGGAAAGAGAUAAAAGAACUUUAUGAGUACUAUGUUGACCGGAAUCAUAUUAAUAAUUUUUAUUAUAAUAGUGACGAUAAUUGGGAUAAUAUAUGUGCAUAUCUUAAAAAAAAACUCAAUCUAUAUUAUAGAUACAAGGAUUCUUGUAAAUCUCCAUAUAAAAAUGAAUGUAAGUUAUUUCAUGAUACAUUUAAAACACACAAUGAACUACUACUCUUUAAUACAUUUGAUUGUGGACAAAAAGGUAGCGAAGAAACAUCAGGUAUUGUAGGAUUAUUUGAAGAACCAGAUUUAAGUGUACAAUCAGGUUUAAAUGAUCAAAAAGGUUUAAGAGAUAAAACAUAUGAAGCAUCUCUAGAAGUGAAAAACAAUUAUAGAGAUCCAUUAAGAGUAACGAUUAGUUCUGAUGAAGUAGAGUUUACAAAUAAAAGUUCUAGUGCCCUCAAUAUAUUUGUUAAAGUGAUUCUUGGAGUUUUAUUGACUUCUUUGACAUUAGGAUUGCUAUGUAGAUUUACAUCUUUAGGAUGUAUUGCACGAGAUUAUUUUAGAAUGAUAAAAAAGCUCACAAAUAAUCCAAAUGAAGAAAUCGAUGGAUUAUUUUAUAAUAGCUUAGGUAACUCUAGUCAUUUUUAUGAAGAUAGAAAAAAGUAUUAUAUAGGUUAUAUUACUGAAUAA